Messenger RNA from Musca domestica (house fly), 1247 nucleotides. RefSeq lists its product as uncharacterized. The transcript is spliced from 4 exons. Bases 1 to 1224 code for a protein of 407 amino acids. The record is from RefSeq and is a predicted model, not a curated record. NCBI's taxonomy places the organism in Eukaryota, Metazoa, Arthropoda, Insecta, Diptera, Muscidae.
AUGCCUAUAGUACCUAAACUUGUCGACGAAGCUCUUAUCGUUCGUGUUGUGUGUGAAAUACAUCAAACAACUGCCGAAUGUGUGAAAAUAAAAGCUAGUGAUUUUAAGAUUUUAUCAGAGAAUGGCGAAAACUUUUGCAGUGACAUCUAUGUGGUGAACGUUCAAUACGUACUGAAUGGCAAUGAUAACCAAGAGACAUCGUUUAUUUUAAAAAUUCUAAAACAAGGAAUAACAAAGAUUGGAACAAAUGAAAGUUUGAUGCUUACGAAAGUUCUGCCAGUCAUGGAAACAUAUUUGAAUGUUAUGGAGGAAAGAGAAAAGGAGAAACUGUUUGCCACAUGCUUCCUAACUGAACACCGAGGACACCAAGAAUUUUAUGUUCUGGAAAAUUUAAAUGCAUUGGGUUACUACUGUGCCGAUAGAGUGAAGGGAUUGAAUGCAGCCCAAGCGAAUUUGGUGAUGAAGAAAUUAGGAAAAUAUCAUGCGGCCUCUAUGUUAUAUCAGAAACGGUUCCCCCAAGUAGUUGAGAGCCUGAGAAAAUCUCAAUUGGCCAAAGGAUAUUUGGAUGCUGUGGGUGAAGCCAUUAUCUUUGGAGGUUUCGAGUAUGUGGCAAAUAUGACUCAAAACUGGCCAGGAUAUGAACAUUUAAAGCCAAGACUACAUGAACUUAAAAAUAGAUUCAAUGAUUUGGCAAAGCAAGCAGUGGAUCCCGCCAACAGCAGUUUUAAUGUCAUAAAUCAUGGAGACAUGUGGGUAAACAAUAUACUUUUUAAGUAUGACCAGGAGUCUCAGGAACCUAUGGAUGCAUUAUUUGUGGAUUUCCAAGAAACCUUUUGGGCCAGCUGUGGUUAUGAUUUGAGUUGUUUCCUUUACACGAGUUUAGAAUUGCCGGUCCUAAAGAAUAAUAGAAAGAAAUUACUGCAAACCUAUUAUCACAAUUUAAAAGAAACAUUAUUGGAGAACCAAUAUCCCACCGAUGCUAUACCUAGUUGGAGAGGUAUUUUGUUGGAAUUAAAACGUUGUGAAAUAAUUGGCAUAUAUGUAACGUUAAGUGAAUUUCCAAUGGAUGCAUUGGAUAGAACCACAUCGAAGAGUCUCACUUCGGAAACAUUUAAGAAUGCCGAGGAAUUGGCAAAGAUGCGCAUACCAAUGUAUGAGAAUCCAAGGGUGCAAGAGCACUUGUUAUAUGCUCUAAAAUAUUUUGAAGAAAGUGGUUUGUUGUAAAGGAAAUAAAUUUAAGUAAGUUC